Molecule: messenger RNA, 273 nt
Organism: Penicillium atrosanguineum
Lineage: Eukaryota; Fungi; Ascomycota; Eurotiomycetes; Eurotiales; Aspergillaceae
Exons: 1
Coding region: 1-273 (90 amino acids)
Source: RefSeq, a predicted model, not a curated record
AUGGACGCCGCACCUACCCUUGUCAAGCGCGAUAACGCCUCCGACCGCUUCUCCCUCUAUGUCUUUGCCAUUAUCGUCGGCUGCAUCGCCUUCGUCCUCAUUGGAUGCGGUAUCUACACAAUGUACAACGGAAAUGACGAGGAGGGGCUCAAAGAUGUCCCAUACGAGCAAAGAAAAUACAUGCAUGAAGUGCGACAGCGGAAUCUCAACGGACUCGCGUGGACGGCUAGACGGCCAGAAAUGAUUGUGCCGGUUGAAAGAUUGAAUGCUUGA